This is a messenger RNA of Bombyx mandarina (wild silkworm), 1673 nucleotides long. It is a transcript of the gene cce-3, whose product is annotated as carboxyl/cholinesterase 3. NCBI's taxonomy places the organism in Eukaryota, Metazoa, Arthropoda, Insecta, Lepidoptera, Bombycidae. The record is from RefSeq and is a predicted model, not a curated record.
AAAGUUAAUUCGUGAACAUGAUAUUUCUAUUCGUACUUUUGCAUUUAAAUAAUGUUUAUUGUACGUUUAAUAUUUUUACACCGAUCGUGAGUGUGGAACAGGGACAGCUGCGAGGAUUGAGAAGUCUUUCAGGGCAGAAUCGGUACUACGGGAUACCGUAUGCGACCAGCCGGAGGUUUGAACUACCAAAGAAACCCCCCAAGUGGCGAGGAGUGUUCGACGCGGUACACCGUUUUGGAUCAUGUUCGCAAGCCGUUUCAUUGCUGAGAUUUGGAACAGAAGACUGCUUAGAACUCGACGUGUACUCUCCUCAAGGAGCUAAGCCCGGUCACAAGCUACCAGUCAUGAUGUUCAUACACGGGGGGGCAUAUUAUUACGGAAGCAAAUGGCAUUAUGACGCUGAAUUUCUAGUCGAGAAGAAUGUUGUAGUUGUUGUUAUAAAUUACAGAGUCGGAGUGCUAGGAUUUCUAUGUUUAAAUAAUACUGCUAACUUGGGCUUAAAAGACCAAGUGGCGGCUUUGAAGUGGAUAAAGAAUAACAUAGCAGCUUUCGGUGGAGAUCCGGACAACGUGACAAUAUCUGGUCAGAGUGCCGGAGCCAGCGCCGCAGGAAUGCACAUGCUAUCGAAAUCCAGUGAAGGACUGUUUCAUAAAGCUAUUUUAAUAAGUGGAACGCCUUUAGCACCUUGGGCUUUUAAUCAUGAAUCCAAGAAACCAGCUUUUGAAGACGCUGAGAAAUUCAGAAAAGUUACUAAUGAACAGGAAGUUUAUGAGGUGUUUAAAACUGCGAAUAUUGUAGAUCUUUUGAAUAACUGCGGAGAUACAUCGAUAAAUCCCCGAUAUUUUAAGUACUCUCCUUGUAUUGACAGCAACUUCUCUAAUCCAUUCUUCCAUGAUACUCCACGCGACACAAUUGUGUCGGGUAAUUUCAAUAAAGUACCAAUUAUAUCAGGCUUUAUGGAUGUUGAAGGAAUGCUAUUUUAUGGACUUAACAAUGACAGGACUUUUGCAGAUUUUGAAGAAAAUUUUAAUCAGAAAUUACCUUCGAUUUUUUCGCAAUCUUCUCCGGAAGUUAAGAAGGUUAUAGAAGGCAAACUUCGAUCUUAUUAUUUUAUGAAUAAAACGAUUACCAAAGAUGCUGUUCAAGGCGUUGUAAACUUUUAUUCUGAUUGGAUGGCGUAUUCAACAGCGGAUGCUUUUUCGAAGCUGAUGGUCAAAUAUUCUGAUCAGCCCGUGUAUUCGUAUAUAUUUUCUUAUUUGGGCAACAGGAAUUUUGCUAAAGCCCUUUUUGGGUACAAAAGCCGACUAAAAGGAGCGUCACAUUCGGAUGACAUUUUUUACAUCUUCAAACCUGGAGGAGUUCCGAUGGUUCUAUCGAAGCCGGAUCGAAUGUUCAUCGAUCGGAUAACAACUUUGUUAACAAAUUUUAUGAAGUACGGAAAUCCAACACCAACACCAACAAAGCUGGUACCAGUCAGAUGGCCUCCUGUAACUAGUAACUCCUCGUCUACGAUGAGUCUAGACCGCGAGUUGAGAGUCACCGACCUUACUUCACAUUACAAAGGAGAGUUCUUCCUAGAUCUCCUCUGUCGAUAUGGUUUGGAUGGAUACGUGCCCUGCGACUAAGAGAUAGUGUUAUAUUUAGUAUUAAUAAAUUGGUGCUUGUUCACUUUA